UGUGUUUGUCAGUUCACUGGAGGCAGCCUAUAGUUUAAAGACGUGAUAAGCGCUAUCACAGCUCGGCUAUAGGGGAGAAGAAUGGCAUCCGACGAUACUGAAAGAGUGAUUGUCAUUGAAAGCGUCAGGCAAAGGUUGCGACAUCUUAUUUUGGUCGACCAGGUCCUGGAUCUUAUUCAUUCUAUUGGCAAUGACCAAAAGGAGCUGAUCAGAAACAAAGCAAGGAAUGAGAGCAACACGGCGGCAGUGGACCUGCUCAUCAAUACAGUCAUUAAGACGCCACAUCAUGACGGCUGGUUCAUGGAGUUUGUUGACGCGCUGAAAAACGGAGGCUGUCAGCAUGCAGCUGACUAUGUGGAGGCCAAGUUCCCAGAUCCCACUGAGGAGGCAGACAACGAUGCCUGCGUCCUCUUCAUUCAGCUCAUGUCCCCUAGUCUCUUGGACCGUCUGAAGACCUCUGACGUGUGUGCCCACUGUUUCUCUGAAGGAAUUAUCAGCAAAGAGGAUAAGGAAAAUAUUGAAGCUGAAGAAAAAAACAGCGGAAACAGGAAAGGAGCUCGUGCACUUCUGACAAGAAUUGUGAGAGGUCGACCCGGGUGGUUCUCCACAUUUCUGAAGGUCCUGCGAGACACAGAAUGCUGGCCGGUGUACUACGAACUGACAGGAGAAACACAAGACAAUGGCAAAGAAGAUGAACCUGCAGGGAGUGAUGUCACCGCAGAGGAAGGACCAGCAGGAGCACAGGCCCCUGAUAACCUGGAGUGUCUGGACAGCAGCGUGACAGAAGAGACGGGGGAUGAGGCCACAGAUUUAUACAAUGAAGAAAGUGUUGAACUCCAACAACUGCCAAAUGACUUGGAUCCCUUCUCAACAAAUGGAACUGACAUGGCAGCAGCUGGAGGCCCCAAAAGAGCUGACAUUGUUCUUCGAGAUUAUCAGAUGGACGCUGCUAGACCUGCCCUGGAGGGGAAAAACAUCAUCGUAUGCCUCCCUACAGGAAGUGGUAAAACCAGAGUUGCAGUCUAUAUUACUAGAGAACAUCUGGACAGCAGGAGGAGAGAGGGGCGAUCUGGGAAAGUUGUUGUCCUGGUGAACAAGGUGCCUCUGGUUGAGCAGCAUUUUUCCACAGAGUUCCGGCCAUUUCUGAAGCAUGCAUAUAAAGUGGAGAGAGUCAGCGGAGACUCACCGCUGAAAAUCUCCUUCACAGAGAUUGUGAAGAAAAAUGAUGUUAUCAUAUGCACAGCCCAGAUUCUAGAAAACUUCUUGGACAACAAAGAUGAUGAGGGAGUUCAGCUGAGUGAUUUGACACUGAUUGUAAUAGAUGAGUGUCACCACACUAAAAAGGGAGAAGUCUACAACCACAUAAUGAUGCGCUACCUGAAGCAGAAGCACAAGAAUGUGCAGCUUAAGAAGGAGCAGAAAAAAACAGUGCCCAUCCCUCAGAUCCUGGGUCUGACUGCCUCACCAGGUGUUGGGGGAGCCACAAAAAUGGAUAAAGCUGAGGAGCACAUUUUACAAAUUUGUGCAAACUUGGAUGCCUAUAAAAUCAUGACCAAGGACAAUGGGCAACACAAAAAGGACCCGUACAAGCAAAUUGCUUCUGUUGAAGCCCGACAAGAGGAUCCUUUUGGGGAUGUAAUCAAGAAAAUAAUGAAUGCCAUUCAUAUCCAUGCCAGUCUGAGCCCUACAUGUGACCUGGGGUCUCAAAACUAUGAACAAUGGGUGGUUCAAAAAGAGCGAAAAGCUGUUAAAGACGAAGACCAUAAAGUGCGGGUUUGUGUUGAACAUCUUCGAAAGUACAACGAGGGUCUACAACUGAGCAACACCAUACGCAUGUGGGAUGCCUUUGGAUUUCUUAACAAAUACCAAGAGGAAGAAAUGAAGAAAAAAGUGGCCCCAGAGGAGGAUGAGCCCAUACAAAUAACAGACACUGAGAGAUUCCUCUUCAAUUUGUUCAAAGAGAACAAAAAGGAGCUGCAGACACUUGCAGGACAACCACAAUUUGAAAACAAAAGCCUAUCGGAACUGAGAAGGAUUAUUCUUCAUGAGUUCACCAGCAGAGACAGCGCCAGAGGGAUCAUUUUCACCAGAACACGUUGCAGUGCCAUGGCCUUAAGUCAGUGGAUACAGGAAAACUCCAAGUUUUCAGAUGUCGGAGUGAAAGCUUCCUAUGUGAUUGGAGGAGGAGACCAGAGUAAUGUCAAACCAAUGACAGCUGCAGAGCAAAAGGAUGUUUUGAACAAAUUCCGGAAUGGGGAAGUCAACUUGCUGAUUGCUACCACAGUGGCAGAGGAAGGUUUAGACAUACCACAAUGCAAUUUUGUCAUCCGAUAUGGCCUUGUGACCAAUGAGAUCGCUAUGAUUCAGGCUGAGGGCCGAGCAAGAGCUGAGGACAGCAGUUACACUCUGGUUGAGGUGAAAGGCUCCGCAGUGGCUGAAAAAGAGAGCAUCAAUGAGUAUCGCAAGGAUAUGAUGAGCAAGGCCAUUGCCAAAAUCAAGAGUCUGAGUCAAGACGACUAUGACAAACGGAUCAUGACGCUUCAGUUCCAGGCUAUAAUGGAGGAGAGGGUGCGAAAGACUAAGAAGAAGCAGAAAGACAGGAAGAGCAGCAGCCCGUCUGAAGUGAAGUUUACUUGCAGAGGCUGCAGCAGCCAUGUCUGCAAUGGUGACGACAUCCAAAUCAUUGAAAACAUGCACAGAGUCAACGUGUCGCCACACUUUGGAAAACUUUUCAUCCGAAAAGAAAACACCUCUCUUCAGGAGCGGCUUCUGGACUAUGAGACCAAUGUCUUCAUAGCAUGCAAGAUCUGUGGUCAGAGAUGGGGUUCAAUGAUGCUCUUCCAUGGGCUCGAGUUUCCCUGCCUCCAUGUGAAAAACUUUGUGGUGGCAUACAAUGGAAAGAAGAUUAGCAAUUGUACCAGAUGGAAUGAACUUGCCAUCCAGUUUCCUGCCUUGGACUAUGUUCACCAUGCAAGCCAAGUGGUGCAGAGCUCAGACGACGAAGACACACAAUGAAUUACAACCAGUACUCGAGUUGAGGGGGGAUGAGGGUGGAUGGCAUCCCCCCUGAAAUAAAAACGGUCAGAAUCAUCCACCCUGUAAAACUGCCAUCCUCCCUUUUCAUCAAGUGAAAAAAAUUGACCAUCCCCCCUGAAUUUUUUUUUACAACUCGACUACUGAUUACAACAACACAGAAGAAUUACAAAUAAUGAUGCAUCCUAUUCUGAUUUUAAGUGUGUCUUGUACAGUUUGAAUUAUCAACAGCACUCUGAAAGCACUGCUUCCUUUGAGUCCUAUACUGCCAUAAUGGUAAAGAGCCAUGUUGAACUGGAAAAACACAGCCUCUAUGUUAUAGUGCUAGACUACAGUGUAUUCAUGACUUACUUUGUCUCUGGUUGUCAGUGAGGUGGGUUUUUUUGUGCAUUAGUCAUAUGCAUAUAAUGUUUCUGCUAAAGCAAGGGCAAUGGUUAAAUUUUUAGGUGAAAAUAAUCAGGAAAUAUACUUAAACCACGUAUCUCCGGUAGACCUGGAUCUGGAUCAAAAUAAAAAUAAAUUACCUCCCACACCCCUGAGGUCCCAUGGGACAGGAGCCUCAGAGCCUGUGGUAACGUCUCAGCAGAGUGCACCUGUCAGCACACACGCUAACAAACAGGUGCUGGUAAUUUUCCAUUAAACCCAGCUGUUUGUGAAUUAAUCAUAAUCCUGUUUCAAACAUGAUUUAUGUCCAUUCGCAUGCUAUCUGUUAGAUUAUAUUGCCUGAAAAAUGGUGUUACACAAUCCGUAAUGGCUGGGUUCACUUCAUAAGAGAGGGUAUUAAGGGGCUUGAGUGUGGAAGUAUGUAUCAACACUGCUGGUCUUUAAGUUUUCUGUGAUAGUGGGAUGACUUUCUGCCUGGUUGUGGGUGUUUAUUGUGUACAUGCAGUAUGAAUCAAGAAUAAAAUGGA
Molecule: messenger RNA, 3944 nt
Organism: Myripristis murdjan (pinecone soldierfish)
Lineage: Eukaryota; Metazoa; Chordata; Actinopteri; Holocentriformes; Holocentridae
Gene: ifih1
Product: interferon induced with helicase C domain 1
Exons: 16
Coding region: 82-3015 (977 amino acids)
Biological process (GO): MDA-5 signaling pathway; antiviral innate immune response
Cellular component (GO): cytoplasm
Molecular function (GO): single-stranded RNA binding; ATP binding; double-stranded RNA binding
Source: RefSeq, a predicted model, not a curated record